This is a messenger RNA of Saprolegnia parasitica CBS 223.65, 1951 nucleotides long. RefSeq names its product V-type proton ATPase catalytic subunit A. The transcript has 3 exons. The record is from RefSeq and is a predicted model, not a curated record. Gene Ontology annotation, biological process: ATP metabolic process; proton transmembrane transport. Gene Ontology annotation, molecular function: ATP binding; ATP hydrolysis activity; proton-transporting ATPase activity, rotational mechanism. Gene Ontology annotation, cellular component: proton-transporting V-type ATPase, V1 domain. Lineage: Eukaryota; Oomycota; Saprolegniomycetes; Saprolegniales; Saprolegniaceae. Bases 1 to 1908 code for a protein of 635 amino acids.
AUGUCGGUGGUCUUUGGCGAUCAAGAGAAGGAGUCCGACUACGGCUACGUCUACAAGGUGUCCGGCCCGCGUACGCUGCCUCCAUGCGCCGGCGCCGAUGGCUCAUCCUCCUACCUCCGUAGUGGUCAUCGCCGAGAACAUGCACGGCGCGCCAUGUACGAGCUCGUGCGCGUCGGCCAUGACAAGCUCGUGGGCGAAAUCAUCAAGCUCGAGGGCACGAACGCGUCGAUCCAGGUCUACGAAGAUACCUCGGGUUUGACGGUCGGCGAUCCCGUCGAGCGCCGUCGCCAGCCGCUCUCGGUCGAGCUCGGCCCUGGCAUCGUCGACAACAUCUUCGAUGGUAUCCAGCGCCCGCUCGAGUCGAUCGCGAAGCUCAGCCAGGACGUGUACGUCCCGCGCGGUGUCGACGUGCCGUCGCUCAACGCCACCAAGCAGUGGCGCUUCACGCCGCUCAACUUCCGCGAGGGCGACCCGAUCUCGGGCGGCGACAUCUUCGGCCAUGUGCACGAGAACGACAUCUUGCACUCGCACAAGAUCAUGUGCCCGCCCAACGUCUUUGGUACGGUCGUCAAGGUCUACGGCGCCGGCACGGACGGCAACGAGUCGUUUACGCUCCAGGACACGGUCCUCGAAGUCCGCGACGACACGACGGGCAAGACGCACGAGCUCGGUCUCUCGCACUUUUGGCCCGUGCGCAAGCCGCGCCCCGUCGUCGAGAAGCUCGCCGGCAACGUCGCCCUCCAGACGGGCCAGCGUAUUAUCGACGCGCUCUUCCCGUCCGUGCUCGGCGGCACGUGCGCCGUGCCCGGUGCCUUUGGCUGCGGCAAGACGGUCAUUUCGCAGGCGCUCUCGAAGCACUCGAACUCGGACAUGAUUGUGUACGUCGGUUGCGGCGAGCGCGGCAACGAGAUGGCCGAAGUGCUCUGCGACUUCCCGGAGCUCACGAUGACGGUCAACAACCAGGAGGUGCCCAUCAUGAAGCGCACGACGCUCGUCGCCAACACGUCCAACAUGCCCGUCGCGGCCCGUGAAGCCAGUAUCUACACGGGUAUCACGCUCGCCGAGUACUUCCGCGAUCAGGGUAUGAACGUCAGUAUGAUGGCCGACUCGACGUCGCGCUGGGCCGAAGCGUUGCGUGAAAUCUCGGGUCGUCUCGGUGAAAUGCCUGCCGACUCGGGGUACCCGGCGUACCUUGGCGCGCGUUUGGCGGCGUUCUACGAGCGCGCCGGUCGCGUCUCGUGCCUCGGGUCGCCGAAGCGCGAGGGCAGUGUGACGGUCGUCGGCGCCGUGUCGCCGCCGGGUGGCGAUUUCUCGGACCCGGUCACGGCCGCGACGCUCUCGAUCGUGCAGGUGUUCUGGGGCCUCGACAAGAAGCUCGCGCAGCGCAAGCACUUUCCGUCGGUCAACUGGCUCAUCUCGUACACCAAGUACAUGCGCGUGCUCGAGCCCUUCUUCAACAAGCUCGACCCCGACUACUCCAACUUGCGCACCAAGUGCCAGGAGAUUCUCCAGAAGGAAGACAACUUGCAAGAAAUCGUGCAGCUCGUCGGGAAGGAGUCGCUCUCGGAGGACCAGAAGGUCGUCAUGGAGGUUGCCAAGAUCAUUCGCGAAGAUUUCUUGCAGCAGAACGCGUUCUCGGACUAUGACUUUACGUGCCCGCUCGUCAAGUCGGUCGGCAUGCUCCGGUCGAUUAUCCUCUUGCACAACCUGUCGCAGAAGGUGAUUGCGGACUCGCCGCCGGACGCGCGCGUGACGUGGGCGCAGAUCAAGGUCUCGCUCAACCCUGUCAUCCAGAAGAUCAUCCAGACCAAGUUCCAGCUGCCCAAGCAGCCCGAGGACCAGAUGCGCGGCUUCUUCAAGAACCUCGACGACGAAAUCGAGGCGGCUUUCCAGUCGCUCUCGGACUAAGCGAUCGACGAGUAACAACGGCGACGGUCAAUAUAUCUCCUCC